Molecule: messenger RNA, 923 nt
Organism: Gamsiella multidivaricata
Lineage: Eukaryota; Fungi; Mortierellomycota; Mortierellomycetes; Mortierellales; Mortierellaceae
Exons: 2
Coding region: 406-903 (165 amino acids)
Source: RefSeq, a predicted model, not a curated record
AUUCUCAAUCCCAAAAAUAUCUCAAGGAACAACGAUGUUGCUAGCCGCCUUUUGAAGUCUGCCCAGAAAUCGAUGGAUCCUUCAGCCAAUACACUUAGACCGACGAGCCAUUGUCCGACACGCUGGAACUCGAGAUAUCUUAUGGGGACGCGCGUGGUGCAGCUCUUUCCUACUAUUAACUCCUCAGUUCUCAACAUGACGGGUCCUGAUGCGUCAAGAGAGGCUAGGAAUGCACCGAAGAAAACGCAGAAUAUUAUAAUUGACCAAGACAAAGCCUCCACCCUAUAAGAAAUCCUUGUCCUUCUUGGAUCAGUCAACGACUUCACUAGGUAAGUCAGUAUUGACCGCACGCCGAUCGUUUCCAUUGUUUACCCAACCAUCCACAACUUGAUCAACAAGGCAAGGAUGCCUGCAGCCAAUCGUACAGUGGAGGAAUUUCGAAACAAGUUUGUGUGCGAGCUAGAACGACGAUGGAAUUCACAACAUAUACCGGACGCUGUCCUCAUCGCGACUUUUAUGAACUCAGCUGAUACCAACCACGCCAUUUUCAGUAAUAUGGUACAACGCGAGAACGAAAGUGUAAGCCUACGAGGUUACGCGGAAAGUCAAAUCCUCAAGAUGUUACACUCCAUGGUCAAGAAUGGCUUCCGCUUCGACGAUGCAAUGGCAAUGGGUGCGCGUGGAGACGAUACCGACACUCAGUAUUGGACAAGGAGGUUCAAUGACGAGCUUAAGCGUUACGACAUCGAUGUGAAGGAAGUUCCUUGCGACACGUAUCGGACUGAGCCACAUGUUUGGUGGAGGCACAGAGUGAAUGCGUUUCCAUAUUUGCCAAGCAUUGCCCGCGUGUCCCUCUCCGUUCAAGCGUCAUUGAAGCCUGAGUUCCUUCAUCUCGCAGGAUAAAUAACUAGAUAUGUUUACAC